AUGCAGCUUUGUCUGAAUGUACACAAAAACUCAAACAUGAUUACUUCUCGUCUCAAGUUGAUACUCGCUUUGUGUUUAACUGCUGCUUUAUGGGAACUCAGCCCGGCCACUGUCGUGGAAACCGCCACCACCGUCGGAAAUGCUUCCACUUUGCCGACAUCAUCAGGGCGUUUUCUUUUCUGGGAGACUUGCCAAGACCAGUGGAACGAAGAAAACAAGAUAACGGAAAAAUGCUGCAAGGGCAAUUACAAAUGCUCCGACAAGUUGUGCGAAGGGAAUGAGCUUUGCAAGUUUGCGUUUGGUUUUAUGAAGAAUACUUUAUGGUGCCACGUUCAAAAGUGCAAAAAGAUGGAGGGAGACAAGGAUGACGGCAAGGACAAGGACGAGGACAAGGAAGAGGACAAGGAAGAGGACGAGGACAAGGAAGAGGGUAAGGGCAAGGGCAAGGGCAAAGGCAAGGGCAAGGGCAAGGGUAAAGGCAAGGGUAAAGGCAAGGGUAAAGGCAAGGGGAAAGGCAAGGGUAAGGGGAAAGGAACGGGCAAGGAUAAGGAUUCCAAAGAAAAUGACAAGAGCGCUAAAGACGAAGAGGAUGAACCCAUGCCCUCUGUUGAGAUCGAUUCUAAGGACGGCGAUAGCGACUCAGGUGUUGACCAAGACGAAGGCAAUAAGGGCAAUGAUUCCACACCUGCACCAACUGCAUCACCAUCACCGUCUCCACAGAGUAGUGAUCCUCUGCAUUGCAACGGCAUUCGAAACCGCCGCGAAAUCCGAGAUAUGACAACCCAACAACGGCUGGAAUGGCAGGAGGCAAUCCUCGCCCUGCGCGCAGGCCGCGAUACAAGUGGGGAUAGUGAAUGGGACCGUCUUGUACGCCUGCACAUAAGUUUCGGGGAUGAAGCACAUGGUGGUGCCUACUUUCUCCCGUGGCACAGGCUAUUCUUGUUGCGUGUAGAGAAUGCUCUGCGCAAAAUUAAUCCGAGCAUUGCAAUUCCAUAUUGGGACUGGACUCAGGACGCUGAGGAUGCCGCUAGAUCUCCUGUGUGGGGUGCUGGAUAUGUCGGUGGAGCCCAGCGUGGCAAUCGACCCAUUCAGACUGGACCCUUCGCAAACAUAGAUGCCAAGCACCCGGUCGCACAUAUAGUGAGAAGAAAUUUUACUUCAGGCACUUCUCGUGAGAUGCCUUUGUUAUGGGGCAGGGAGCACUUAGAGCGACUGAUUAACGAGCCGCUGUGGAUGGACUUCGCGGAUGGCAUUGAGACUGCGCAUGCCCUGCCACAUAUCUAUGUCGGGGGCGAUAUGGGAAAUGCGCAUCAAGCACCGAAUGAUCCUGUUUUCCAUAUACAUCAUGCCUUUGUGGAUUCUCUUUGGCAGAUACGACAAAAGCAAGGGGAUCAAAGCCAGUUUAGUGGAACACAUGCUUUUAAUGACGGUGCUCGUGAUGCGUCUUCGACUCACAUAUUUGAUGCAUUCGGUGUUCCGGCAAGUGCAGCAAUUGAUCUGAGUUGCGUGAACUACGUCCUACCCAACAGACGAGGGAGAUCGAUUUCAGGACGCUCAACAAGAGGUACGCCGGAUAUGAACAUAUGCGAAAACCACGAUAACCUUAUCAAAAACCAGGAACGAUGCAGAAAUGGAGUUCACAUUUUGGAGCGUGAAGCUAAGGCGGCAUCAGCUGAAAAGGGUUCUUGA
Chondrus crispus (carragheen) is the source of this 1689-nucleotide messenger RNA. RefSeq lists its product as hypothetical. NCBI's taxonomy places the organism in Eukaryota, Rhodophyta, Florideophyceae, Gigartinales, Gigartinaceae. Bases 1 to 1689 code for a protein of 562 amino acids. The record is from RefSeq and is a predicted model, not a curated record. Gene Ontology annotation, molecular function: oxidoreductase activity. The transcript has a single exon.